Pollicipes pollicipes is the source of this 978-nucleotide messenger RNA. Its product is annotated as E3 ubiquitin-protein ligase parkin. Gene Ontology annotation, molecular function: ubiquitin-protein transferase activity; zinc ion binding. The transcript has 9 exons. The coding region runs from base 1 to 897 and encodes 298 amino acids. Gene Ontology annotation, cellular component: mitochondrion; cytosol. Lineage: Eukaryota; Metazoa; Arthropoda; Thecostraca; Pollicipedomorpha; Pollicipedidae. The record is from RefSeq and is a predicted model, not a curated record. Gene Ontology annotation, biological process: protein ubiquitination.
AUGCAGGAGUGUGUGCAGGAGGGGGCGUUCACGGUGCGCCGCGACCCGUGUUCCUGGGAAGACGUGCUGCUGCCGCGCCGCGUGCCCGGCACGUGCGACACUGCCGGUUGCGACGGCGACACGGCCCAGUUCUUCUUCAAGUGCGGCGAGCACGCCAGCCUGGGCGAGGAGGACCAGGCGGUGCCGCUGGACCUCGUGCGCAACAACUUGCGCCAGAUCCCCUGCCUGGCCUGCGCCGACACCGCAGACCUGGUGGUGGCAUACCCGUGCCCGGCCGGCCACGUCACCUGUCUGGAGUGCUUCGUCACGUACUGCCGAAGCCGGCUGGAUGAGCGCCAGUUCGUGCAGGAUGCGCAGCUGGGCUACACGCUCGGCUGUCCGGCCGGCUGUCAGCGCUCCCUCAUCACCGAGGCUCACCACUUCCGGCUGAUGGGCGACCAGCAGUACGAGCGCUACCAGCGAUUCGCGACCGAGGAGUGCCUGCUACAGGCGGGCGGCGUGCUCUGUCCGCGGCCCGACUGCGGCAUGGGCCUGCUGCCGGACGAGCUGUGCCGCCGCGUCCAGUGCCAGCAGGGCUGUGGGUUUGUCUUCUGCCGAGAUUGUCUGCAGGGCUACCACAUGGGAGAAUGCGACCCCGCAGGCGGCGCUGCGGGCUCGGCGACCGAUGGCGCGCGAGCGUUCGGCGUGGACGAGGUGGCGCAGGCGCGCUGGGAGGAGGCGACGCGGACGGCCAUCCAGGUGCUGACCAAGCCGUGCCCCAAGUGCCGGACGCCGACGGAGCGUGACGGCGGCUGCAUGCACAUGAUCUGCCCGCGCUCACAGUGCGGGUACCACUGGUGCUGGGUGUGCCAGACCGAGUGGACUCGCGAGUGCAUGGGCAACCACUGGUUCGGGUAGGCAGACGGCGGGAUGUCGGCGGCCGUCCGCAGCAUGCGCCAGGGUGUGAAUGUGCUCGUCUCGUCCCUCCUCAUCACCUCC